Paralichthys olivaceus (Japanese flounder) is the source of this 2135-nucleotide messenger RNA. RefSeq names its product pleckstrin homology domain containing, family A (phosphoinositide binding specific) member 3 (gene plekha3). The record is from RefSeq and is a predicted model, not a curated record. Gene Ontology annotation, cellular component: recycling endosome; early endosome; trans-Golgi network. Gene Ontology annotation, biological process: receptor recycling; endosome organization; retrograde transport, endosome to Golgi. NCBI's taxonomy places the organism in Eukaryota, Metazoa, Chordata, Actinopteri, Pleuronectiformes, Paralichthyidae.
UUCCGUACUCAGCUGCUGUUUGUUGACAUGUCUGUGACUCGUCUGUGUCUGUGACUCUGGUCUGUGACUCCCUCAGCGUCACGAUGACAGAAAGCUGCUCCACCAAACCUCGGGCUCUUGUCGCAGCUUCGCAGGAACUGAAGCAGCAGCUCGGGAUGAAGGUUGUUUCCUAACGAGGGAGCAGGAAGCUGCUGUUAGCCUGUGCGGCUACAGCCCGGAGCUAGCUAGCUAACAGGCUACGUUGGCCGAUGGUAAACGAUGGAGGGGAUCCUGCACAAGUGGACGAACUAUAUGACCGGCUGGCAGCCUCGCUGGUUCGUCCUGGAGAACGGAGUCAUCUCUUACUACGACAGCGAGGACGACGUUGGCAAAGGAAGCAAAGGAUCCAUCAAGAUGUCCAUGUGUGAGAUCAAAGUUCAUCCCACAGACGCCACACGUCUGGAGUUGAUAAUCCCCGGCGAGCAGCACUUCUACGUCAGAGCGGUGAACGCUGCCGAGAGACAAAGAUGGCUGGUGGCUUUAGGUUCGUCUAAAGCUGGAACACUGGACAGUCACAAACACAGAGGUCCCGACUGUCUGAAAACGAAAAUGUCAGAACUUCGUCUGUACUGCGACCUCCUCGUCCAGCAGGUCCAAACCAUCCAAUCACAGCACAGCGCCGACACGGAGGCCGCACCCACUUCUGAGGCGUCGCUCCUCAGUGCGACCUGUGCGACGUUCAUCAGGACCUUGGAGGAGUGUAUGACUCUGGCCAACCAGAGUCUGAUCCCUGACCUCCGACCUCCUGAGAAGAUGAAGAGGUCGGUCAGUCACCCUGGAACUUACAGCUUCGACAGGUCAGGUGUGCUGAAGGAGUACGUGAGUGGAGGUCAAAGGUCAACGCAGCGCAGGAACCGGACAUGCUCCGACAGCUCGGUUUACGAUACUGAACGUUUGCUGUCGAGUCCUAACGGCGACCCGUCCUCCAUUCCCGAGGAGAGAGGCGGCGGCACGAGCCAGAAGAACACGCCCACCGACACAGACACUGACUUAUCCAUCUGAAAGACGUCGAGACUCGAACCUGCUGAGUUCUGGACUCAGAGAUUUAGAACAUGACAAGUUAACGUCACAGCGGAGACAUGGACGCCGUCUUCAUCGCAGAGACGAUGAACCUGCUGCGAGGAACGUUCUUCUUCUUCUUCACACGUGCACUUCAUGCGUCAUUUCCCCUCAAGCCUUUAAAUUAAACGGAACACACUGGAGAGACAAAAAGACGGAGGGACACGUCUCCGCGUUCACAGGAUGGACUCACUUCAGAAUAAAGACUGUGAAGCUGGAAUCCUGGAAAAACCUGUGAAUCAACCAGGGAAAGAAAAGUGCAGUUGUAUUUACUGCAGUGAAGCCCAGCAACCAAAUGACGACUCCCUGGAAGAGUAUAAAUAUAUGAACAACUGUGAGUCCACAGUUUUUAAAUUGACCCAAGAAUGUACAGAUAGUUUUUAAAUCAGCCGCCGUGUCACGAAAGCUUCGUCUCCUGCAGUAUUUUGCGAACUUUUAUUUUCCUUCCCUGGAGCAUGUCCUCCUCUGGACUCUAGAGAAGUCCGUCCCUCUCCCUGACAGCGUUGAGGUGGUGACGUCAGAGCGGAGCGAGGAACCGGACCGAGUCUUCACAGGAUCCUGGAGCAGCUCUGAGACGCUGAGCCGAGGAGUGUCAGUCUUCAGACGUUUGCUUAAAUGCAAAGAUCUUUAAAUGUGCCGUUCUUCUCUUCUCCAGCAGACGACCUUCUCCGAGGUCACGCUGCGUCACGCUCGGUCAGAACAGAGGUUUAGUUUUCUUCUGGCGUGACGAGGAAGACAAGACUUUGUUUCAGUCUGCAGCUCCGCUUCCUCCGAGGAGUUGGCACCUUCUCCUGGUUCUUGGUUUUCUUCCCUCGGCUCCGCAGACGAGUCAGCGGACGAGUCUGUAAAUGACAGAAAGUUGUGAAAGUGUUCAAGUUGCUGCCUUUUUACAUUUGUGUUUCCUCAGUGAUUAUUUUGUCCCUGUAGAGAUGAUUCCAUCCAAACUUGACCCUGAAGAGAGAAGUACGGUGGCCCUGGAAGCUCAACUCACUGUCAAUCAAGAAAACACAGAAAUAAAGCAAAACGAGUAAAAGACA